GGCAACGUGUUGCUCUUCUUUAAGCGGCUAAGCCGAGGGACGCACCCAACUUGGGUGGGGAGAAGCGGCGUCGGAGAACCCAGCUGAUUGUUACCGUCCUGCUUUCUCCUUCCCGACGACUGCUGAGCAUUGGCUGGGAUGGCGUCGUGGCUGGGGGGUCUCGGUGCGGGAUUUGGCCAGUCCCUGGUGGGACAAGUCGGAGGCAGCUUGUCGACCCUUACCGGGCAGAUCUCCAGCUUCACCAAAGAUAUGCUGUUAGAAGGCACGGAGGAGGUGGGAGAUGCUGCAGUUGAUUUUCCUGUAUCUAACUCUAGUCUGAGAGACGUAGAAAGCACUCAUGCAACACUGAGAUCAGAGAAUGACAGAUUGAAGAAGUUUUGUAAUGAUCUUGAAGAAAAGAAUGAAGUAGCAGAGCUUCAGAUAAAGCAACAAUCCAUAGAUUACCGUAAUCAGCUACAGCAGAAAGAGGUGGAAAUCAGCCAUCUUAAAGCCAGGCAGAAUGCUUUACAGGAACAACUACAGAAGAUGCAGUCAGCUGCUCAGUCAUCACAGUUAGGAACUGUUGUUUCUCCAUCAGCCACUACAUCAGCUCCUUUUGUUCCUGUAGUUAGAAAUCAUUCUUCUGAUUUUCAUGGAGAUGAUAUGGAUUUUGGAGAUGUGAUCUGGUCUCAACAAGAAAUAAACAGAUUGUCCAGUGAAAUUUCUAGGCUUGAAUCUGAAGUUGACCACUGGAAGCAGAUUGUACAGUUUUCUAAUCCACAAGGAGCAAACAGUACAGAUCAGAAUGAAAUCUGCAAGCUGCAAAAUAUUAUCAAGGAACUAAAACAGAAGUUGAGCCAAGAAAUAGAUGAGCAUCAGCAUGAGCUUUCAGUAUUGCAAGAUGCACAUCGUCAGAAAUUAGCAGAGAUAAGCCGACGUCAUAGGGAAGAACUAAGUGAAUAUGAAGAACGAAUAGAAGAACUGGAAGAUCAGUUACAGAAAGUUGGUGGGAGUACUGAAGCUUCUUCUGAAAUUGAUCUACAAAAUUGUUUGUCUGGAUCAAAACCACCACUCUUGAGUGACUUACAAGAUAAAGUGGAAAGUUUAAGUCAACAAUUGUCUUCAGCAGAAGAAGAGAAAAAUAUUCUCUGGAAAGAACUUGAAUUUGUAAAAAAAGAGAAAAGUCAACUAGGAGAAGAAUAUGAAAGACUAAAAUCUGAAUGCAAUAAACUGCCAACAUCUAUUCCUGAAAAACUGGACAGUGUAAAAGUAGAGGAAGUCCCUAAUUUUGUAGAAGAAUCAUUGAAGGCCGAAGUGGAACGAUUGCAGCAAGCACUAAUUGAUGCAGAAAGUGAAAUAACAAAAUUGAAAAGAUUAAAUCAGGAAGGAAUUCAGAAAGAAACUGGAAGUUUACAACCCAAGUGUGAUAGUACUAUGGAUGCAUCAACCAAAGGACAGAACUUGGAGUUAAAUCAGUUACAAGACGUGCAAAAGAAGCAACAUGAAUGGAAUGAAAGCAGUGCUGAGAAAGAAACUCUAAUAGCAGAACUGGAAGAACUGGACAAGCAGAACCAAGAAGCUACCCAGCAUAUGAUUAUGUUGAAGGAACAACUAGCCAAACAAAAUGCAGAAGCUGCUAAAGUUAUCACCCAGCUAAAACUGGACGUAAAAUUUGAGAAAAGAACAAUAUCUAUGUUGGAAGCUGAGAAAACAGAAAUGAGCAAAGAGCUGCAAAGCCAGAAAGAAACAUUGAAUCAAUGUACAUUUGCACUUAAUGACUUGCAUAUGACUAAGCAACACCUGGAAAAUAAAAUAAAAGAAUUAAAAGAACAACUUAAAACAUCCCAAUAUUGUAGCUCCAAAAAUGAACAGGAAAUUAUAGAAUUAAAGAAAAACCUAACUGAAAGAGAAGAAGAAUGUUCUCUUCUCAAAAAUGAAUUAACCAGGAUAGGUGAGAAAUCUAACAGCUAUAAUCAAGAUAAUUCAACCACAGAACGAGAAAAAGAAAUGUCAGACUUGAAGGAGCACGUUUCUGAAAAUAAACUGAUAAAUACAGAUUUGGAGAAAUCUAUCUUAAAUCUUCAAACAGAAAAAGGAAGACUUCAUUUAGCAUGUGAGGAACUUAAACAGCAGUUGCAAAUAGCUAAUAGUGAGAAAAGUAAGAUUAGUUUUGAAAAAGAUACUAUGCUGGAAGCUUUGAAACUUGAAAAGGGACAGUUAGAAAGAGAAUUAAGCCAAUCUGAAAAACAAUUGUUGGAACAGGCUCAUAAAUAUGAGCAGACCAUUGAGGAGUUGUCAAAUGCACGUAAUAUGGAUACUACUGCAUUACAAUGUGAACAUGAACGGUUAGUUAAACUUGCUCAAGACAAAGACUUUGAGAUAGCAGAACUCAAGAGGAAUAUUGAACAGAUGGAAGCUGACCAUGAGGAAACUAAAGAGAUGUUAACCACUAGCUUAGCUGGGCAAAAACAACUGACAGAGCUCAUAAAAGAGAAAGAGGUCUUUGUUGAAAAAUUUAAAAUCAGAGUUUUUGAGUUAGAGCAGCAACAUGAAGACUAUAUUGAGAAUGCCAAAAGAGUUGAGCGUUUAAAGCAGAAUUUAGAAGAAAAGGAGAAAAGUCUUUCAGCUAUGAAAGAAGAGAACAGUCAUUUGAAAGAAGAAAUUGAGCGAUUAAAAGAACAACAGAGCAGGUCUCCUCCUUUGGCUGAGCCCAAAACCUUAGAUAUCAUCACAGAACUUGAAGCAGAAAUAACACAAUUAACUAUACUUAAAAAUAAUCUCGAAGAAGAGGUGAAACUGAACAAAAAGACAUUUGAGGAUCAGAAUUUGAAAAUGGCCCAACUACAGCAAUCCCUACAAGAGUAUAAAAAGGAGACUGAGGAGUCCAAAUUUCAACAUGAACAAACGAAUAUAGCACAUAGGCAGGUAUGCCUGGAGAAGGAUGAAGAAAUCAAAAGCCUACAGAGAACAUUAGAACAAAUUAAAACACAACUAAACAAUCAGAGAGAGGUAAUUCAGCAAGACCCUCCUGAUCUUUUUCAGGAAUCUAAAGUUCAGACACUUAAUGGUGAAAAUGGGAAUGAGAAACAUGACUUAUCUAAGGCUGAAAUUGAAAGGCUGGUAAAAGGCAUCAAGGAGAGAGAAAUGGAAAUCAAGCUUCUGAAUGAAAAGAAUAUAUCACUAAGUAGACAGAUUGAUCAGUUAUCUAAAGAUGAAGUUGGCAAACUUACACAGAUCAUUCAAGAAAAAAACUUAGAAAUACAAGCUCUUCAUGCAAGGGUUUCCUCCCCAUCUUACAAGCAAGAUGUUCUUUUCCUUCAACAGCAAUUACAGACCUAUGCCAUGGAAAGAGAACAAGUGCUGGCAGUUCUUAGUGAAAAAACUAGAGAAAACAGUCAGUUAAAAACAGAUUAUCACAAGUUAGUGGAUAUUGUAGCAGCUAAGGAAUCAGCUGUGAAAAAAUUGCAGGAAGAAAACCAAAAGCUAUCCAGUGAAUUUGAAAGUAGCAGUCGCGAUAUGUCUCGGGAAACUAUAAAGAACUUGUCCCGUAUCAUUCGAGAGAAAGAUAUUGAGAUUGAUGCUUUAAGUCAGAAAUGCCAAACUUUAUUAACUGUCCUGCAGUCUUCCAGUAUAGAUUCAGGCAGUGAGUUACAAGGAAUUAAUAGUAAUCAGUUUGAGGAGCUUUUACAGGAACGUGACAAGCUGAAACAGCAAGUAAAGAAAAUGGAAGAAUGGAAGCAACAAGUAAUGACUACUGUUCAAAAUAUGCAGCAUGAGUCUGCACAUCUCCAAGAAGAACUACAAAAGCUUCAGACACAAAUUUCAGUUGAUAGUGAAAACAAUUCCCAAUUGCAGAUAGAGUACAAUGGUUUAAUACAGGGGUAUGAACAAAAUGAGAAAAAGCUGAAAACAUUUACUCAAGAAUUAGCCCAAGUUCAGCAGAGCAUAGGAGACCUUAACAAUACUCGGGAUAUAAUUCUUGGCAAGCUUGAUAUGGCACCACCACCACAGUUGGUAACUUCUGUUGAUGGAAAACCAUUAGAGGUUCCCAGUAAUACUUCUUCUCAGUUGUUUGACAGUGAGUCUAAAUCACUAAAUGAGGAACUAGAGUUCAUGAAGAAAACAUUGCAGGAAAAGGAUUCACUUAUCCAGACUUUACAAGAAAAUAAUCAGAGACUGUCUGAUUCUAUGGCUGCAUCAUCAGAGGUCGAAAGAAAGUGUCAACAGGAAUUUGGCUUGGAAAUAAAGCAGUUAAAGGAGAAAUGUGACAUUUUACAGAUGUCCCUCAAGGAAAAAGAUCUGUUAAUAAAAUCAAAAAGUGAUCAAUUGCUUUCUCUGAGUGAAAAUCUUAGUAAUAAAGAGAGUGAAAAUGAGCUGCUGAAGCAAGGGAUCACUAACCUGAAAGAGAGAACUCUUAUCUUAGAAAUGGAUGUUUGUAAAUUGAAGGAAGAAAAUGACAGAAUAGUGGCAAAAAGCCAGGAAAAAGAAACAGAAUUUCGAGCACUACAAGAGACUAACAUGCAGUUUUCAAUAAUGUUAAAGGAGAAGGAAUUUGAACAUAAUUCCAUAAAGGAGAAAGCUCUUACAUUUGAAAAGAUGUUGAAAGAGAGAGAACAGGGAAAGACAGGAGAACUAAACCAGCUGUUAAAUGAAGCCAAGUCAAUGCAAGAAAAGGCUGUUGCUUUUCAGCAAGAGCGAGAUCAAGUCAUGUUGGCCCUCAAACAGAAACAAAUGGAGACUAGUGCUCUGCAGAAUGAGGUGCAGUAUUUACGUGAGAAGGAGCAGCGUCUAAAUCAAGAACUAGACAGGUUACGCAAUCAUCUUUUAGAAAGGGAAGAUACCUCCACACGUGAAGCUUUAGCAGCUGAGGAUCGGGAAUCAAAGCUAAAAAAGAAAGUCCAGAUUUUGGAGGAAAAGCUUCUGUCUUCAUCAACUGUAGUGGAAAAUGUCAGGUAA
Molecule: messenger RNA, 4935 nt
Organism: Python bivittatus (Burmese python)
Lineage: Eukaryota; Metazoa; Chordata; Lepidosauria; Squamata; Pythonidae
Source: RefSeq, a predicted model, not a curated record